Molecule: messenger RNA, 2669 nt
Organism: Hyaloscypha bicolor E
Lineage: Eukaryota; Fungi; Ascomycota; Leotiomycetes; Helotiales; Hyaloscyphaceae
Product: zincin
Exons: 6
Coding region: 139-2415 (758 amino acids)
Biological process (GO): protein processing
Cellular component (GO): plasma membrane
Molecular function (GO): metalloendopeptidase activity
Source: RefSeq, a predicted model, not a curated record
AUUUACAGCUCGACUGUACGAUAUGGGAGAGACAUCCACAUCGCAGGCUCCCGAGGUUGAUGAGCGAGCACCACUCCUUGGGGGGUCGGAGAAUGGACGCAGCACUGAACCGCAAGCUCCGGUGAAGAGAACAAGGAAAUGGGCUGUUCGCAAUGCAGUCAUCAUCUUCGUGAGCCUCUUGGUCCUAGCCGUCAUCAUCGUUCUUUGCACCUUCUUCGCUACCAACCCCAGAAACUCUGCUUGACGCCUGCAUGUGUUCAUGCAUCCUCCGAAAUUCUCUACAAUCUUUCACCUGAAUACAAAAAUCUGGAUCCCUGCGACGAUUUCGAAGAAUUGGUCUGCGGUGGGUGGGAUGAGCGCCAUGAUCUUCGUCCAGAUCAGGGAGAUGCAUUCACUGGGACAAUUAUGAGCGAGAACUCGCAAAUGCUUCUUCGGCAUAUAUUAGAAGCACCAUAUCCAGAAGACUCAUAUCAUUCGAGCUUUUCCCCAGCGCAGCUUCUUCAGUCCGUCUCCUCGGUCGACCAGCAGAAUUUCGAUAAAUUGAAGGCUGCUUAUGAUGCAUGCAUGGAUGAAGCAACCAUUAAAAAAGCUGGCAUCAAACCCUUAUUAGAAGUCGUUCACCAAGUUGCUGAGCUCUUUCCCGUCACGGAAUCGGCGUUCCACAAAAGGACUCCCCUGCUGGGAAAGAAUAAGGAGGACAUACCAGACGUAUUAUUCUAUCUCAAAAAGCUCGGUCUUUCGCCCCUCGUCUCUUUAGGCGCUGGUGCUGAUGAUAAGGACCCUGACGUGGUUGUUAUACAAGCCUCCCCGCCUUGGCGAAUUGGGUUGCCUGCGAAGAAUUACUACGAGGAUACAAAUAUCUUGAAGGAAUAUAAGGACACCAUAGCGCAAGUCCUUGAGGCCGUUCACCCCGAUCACAAGCAUGAAAAUGCAACCUUACAUGCUGAGUGGAUGCGAUCCAAUGGCCACGGCCAGAUUGCAGCAAGGGGAAACGCGAAAGAUUCUGCGAAUGAGGUUGUCGAAUUCGAGAGACAAUUAGCUGCUGCUUCUCCAAAUCCUGAAGAUGCUCAGGAUGUUACGAAAUACUACAAUCCCAUGAGUUUGAAGGGUGCAGAUUCCCUUACUCCACAGAUUCAAUUAGCGAACAUCAUCAAGAAGCUUGCUCCUUCGGACUAUACCACUGAUCGACUCAUUGUUGCUUCGCCUAGUUAUAUGAAGAACUUAACACAGAUCCUCUCUAGCACCUCACGCGAAACAUUACAAACGUACUUUAUCUGGAAAGUCGUUCAAGCUUUUGCAUCGGAGAUUGAAGCAGAUGAGAUUAAGCCUUACACCAGAUUUUCCAAUAAACUUCAAGGCAAGGAUCCCGACUCUUCUCCAGAGCGAUGGAGAACUUGCGUAAGCCACGUGGACGACGGCCUUGGCUGGAUCUUAAGCCGGUUCUUUGUCGAAAAGGCGUUUUCGGAAAAGGCAAAGAAUUUUGGUGAUCAGAUUGUCUCUGACAUCAAGGAGAUGUUCAUCCAGAAGUUGAAAAAGACUACCUGGAUGGACAAGAGCGUUGUUGAAUUGGCUAUCGAGAAAGUCCACAAGAUUGUCCAAAAGAUUGGAUAUCCAACUAAGAGCCCUGAUAUCAUGGAUCCACCCAGCCUGCAGCGUUACUAUCAAACUGUCAACAUUACUCCCUCGACGUUCUUCCAAAAUACGCUCUCAAUGAGUCGCUUCUCCGUCUCGCUCCAGUGGUCAAGUCUCGGCAAACCAGUUGACCGCAAUGAAUGGGGCAUGACAGUUCCCACAGUCAAUGCCUACUACAACCCUCCAGGAAAUGAGAUUGUCUUUCCCGCCGGUAUCAUGCAAUUUCCGGUCUUCGAUGUCAAUGUGCCACAAUAUCUAAGCUAUGGUGCGUUUGGCAGUGUAUCCGGCCACGAGCUCUCUCAUGCAUUCGACUCUACUGGCCGUCAUUAUGACCAGAAUGGCAACUACACUGACUGGUGGACCAACAGCACCGUUGAAGGGUUCAAAGAACGGGCACAGUGUUUUGUAGACCAGUACGCCAAAUAUACUAUCCCAGGACCAGACGACAAGCCACUACACGUCAACGGCAAGCUUACCCUCGGUGAGAAUAUCGCCGACGCUGGAGGUGUCUCUGCCGCAUUUGGGGCUUGGCAGAAACGCAGAGCAGAAACUCCGAACCAGGACCUCCCCGGCCUCGAAUACUUUACGCAGGACCAACUUUUCUUCGUCAGUUACGCAAAUUGGUGGUGUGGCAAGAGCAGAAAGGAAGCAGCGAUAAACCGUAUCUACACGGAUCCGCAUGCUCCGAAAUGGGCUAGAAUUCUCGGCACGAUGGCUAAUUCGAGGGAUUUCAAGGAGAGCUUUAAGUGUAAGGAGAAGGAGCCUGUUUGCGAGCUCUGGUGAACAUAGUUUGAGGGUGAAUAAGUAUUGGAUUGUGGAUUUAUGGAUAGGAAGGAUAGCGUUGGAUGCAUUUGCGUAUGGAUGGAGGGACAAAAUGUAUGUUUACGCAUCGGGGCUUUGUGGAUACAUUAUCCUUUAGGUGUAUUGAAAUACUGUUAGUAUUAGUUUGCGUAGGCCCUUAGACUGUUGCUACAAAUUGCAGACCAAAGCAAGUAUAGUUUUGAACCAUCAAUCUUUAUAAAUCACCGCAUUGACAA